This is a messenger RNA of Lodderomyces jiufengensis, 411 nucleotides long. It is a transcript of the gene ERG28, whose product is annotated as Erg28p. The record is from RefSeq and is a predicted model, not a curated record. The transcript has a single exon. Gene Ontology annotation, molecular function: protein-macromolecule adaptor activity. Lineage: Eukaryota; Fungi; Ascomycota; Pichiomycetes; Serinales; Debaryomycetaceae. The coding region runs from base 1 to 411 and encodes 136 amino acids. Gene Ontology annotation, cellular component: membrane; endoplasmic reticulum.
AUGUUUCCAUUGAGUUUACCAUACAUAAGAGGUGGUAAACUCCCUUAUUGGUUAUUAUUCAUAUCAAUAGUAUCGAUCUUCAAUUCAUUCCAGUCAUAUCAAAAGGAUUUAUCAUUAACAAAAAGAGUCUACAAUUCAAAACCUCAAGAAGUUACAAAUUUAUCAGCAAGAACUUUUGGUACUUGGACUUUAAUCACAUCAAUUGUAAGAUUAUAUGGAGCUUAUAAUAUUACCUCACCACAAGUAUAUCAAUUAACUCAAUUUACUUUUAUUAUCGCUGCGUUUCAUUUUUUAAGUGAAUGGUUAAUAUUUGGAACAACUAAAUUGGGAAAGGGAUUGGCUGGUCCUUUAAUUGUCAGUAGUUUAAGUUUAGGCUGGAUGUGGUAUUAUAAAGAUUUUUAUGUGUUUUAA